AUGUCCAUAAACGAGGAUGAUGUGAAGAAUGAUUCUGAUAAUGAUUUGGGUGAUGAUUUCGAUUAUCAACCGAAUGCAGAAGACGAUGCUGAAGACGACGAUGUGGAUUCGCUGGAUUCUACUAGCAAGAGUGAAGAAGUUUGUGGUGUAAAAAGAAUAGCAGAUUUAAUGGUGGAGGAUAUUUGGAACCUGGAGUUUAGGACAGAGGAUGAGUCCUGCCAGUUUUAUAACGCUUAUUCUUGUUGGCAUGGAUUUGUAAUGAGGAAGGACGACGUGGUUAGGGAUAAUCAAGGUAGAAUCAUUAGUAGGCAACUUGUUUGCAACAAAGAGGGCUGGAGGAAUAUGAGGUAUCUCGAUCUGAAUGAUAGAUCAAGGGAGGCAAUGUCACUAACGCGAACCAAGUGUCCAGCUUGGCUUAGGGUAAAGCUUGACUACGGCUGCGGUAGAUGGAAAGUAUCAUGUUUUGUCGAAUCUCACAACCACGAUCUGACGCCACCCCAAUUUGCGCAUCUGGUUCCGGCCAAUCGUCGUCUCACUGUCACCGAUAAAGUCCAAGUGGAAAAUCUUCAUAAUUUUGGUGUCAAGACCUGCCAUAUUAUGGGGUAUAUUGCGUUCCAGAAGGGUGGAUAUCGUCAUGCUGGCUUCACACGCAAAGAUUUGUACAACCACAUUGAUCGUUAUCGUCGGUCAAAGGUUAAAAACGGGGAUGCCAAUGCGGCAAUAAACUAUUUGAUUAGCAAGUCAAACAACGAUCCGCUGUUCUUUGGAAAGUAUACGUUCACUAGUGACGAAAGGCUCGAGCAUAUUUUUUGGGCAGAUGGACAGUCAAUUAUCGACUAUCACUGCUUUGGAGAUAUUGUUGCCUUUGAUUCAACCUACAAGAAGAAUAAAUACAACAAGCCUUUGGUCAUUUUCUCUGGAUGCAAUCAUCACGGGCAGACUGUUAUCUUCGGCUCCGGCCUACUAUCCGACGAAACCACAGAGACGUAUAAGUGGUUGUUGGAAACCUUUAUUGAAGCGAUGGGUGGGAAAAGUCCAAAAGCAGUAAUAACUAACGGAGACCUUGCCAUGCGAGAUGCAAUCAAGAAUGUUCUGCCUGAUGCGACCCAUCGGUUAUGCGGAUGGCAUCUGCAGAGAAAUGCAUGUGAAAAUAUAAAGAAUCCUAAUUUUCUGCGCGAUUUUAAGGGUCUUAUAUACGACAACAACGACCAGAGAGACUUUGAUCGGAGAUGGGCAGCCAUUUUGGAUAAGCACAACCUUGUUGGCAGUACCUGGAUGGAAAAGACGUACAAAACUCGUGAGAUGUGGUCCCAUUGUUUCCUCCGGGAUAAGUUUUUCGGUUACAUAAGGACGACAUCACAGUGUGAAGGUAUAAAUUCUCUCAUCAGAUUUUAUGUUAAUCGCAAGAACACCCUCAUUGACUUCAUGCAUAACCUGGAUAGGGCCUUAAAGGAGUAUAGAAACAACGAAUUAAUAGCUGACUUUAAGUCUCAGUGCUCAGAGCCAGUGAUGAUUACCUCGUUGGAGUCACGCAAACAAGGCAAGUCAACUCCUAAUGUUAACGUGGAAGGCAUCAACGAUCCCUUUGUUGUCAAAAGCAAAGGAGCCCCUUCCAAGAGGUCUUAUUGGAGGAAGAAGAGAGCAUGCUCUAAUUGCCACAAGUACGGUCAUUACUACAAGCACUGUCCAGAUCUGAUGCAGCAUAGUGUGGAAGGUAACCCUCGCGAUCGAUCAUACGGCAAUGCAUCAGCCAAGGACUCAGGUUUUAGUCCAGAAAGGUUUGCUAAUUCUUCGAGGUUGUUCUCAAUUAAGUCCGAACACCACUCAGGACCUAAUACCAAGCCUUUUAAAAAGGGUGGAACAAGGAAGUUUACGGCGACGGGUAUGAGGAACCGGAAGGGUAAAGACAACACUUUUGUUGAGCGGAGCCUCCAUGAAAGCAGCGAAUCCAUUGACAUCGCAUCCACGAAUGGUGUUUUCAAUAAAAAUCUCGACUCGUUAACACAGGUGAAGGAGUCACAGCAGGACAAGAGACAUUCAUUUACGAACUAUGAAUGCGAUAAUGAUGUCAUUGAUGAUAAACGUGACACACGACAUGUGCAGAUCGAUGUCUGA
This is a messenger RNA of Arachis ipaensis, 2115 nucleotides long. NCBI's taxonomy places the organism in Eukaryota, Viridiplantae, Streptophyta, Magnoliopsida, Fabales, Fabaceae. The record is from RefSeq and is a predicted model, not a curated record.